Molecule: messenger RNA, 669 nt
Organism: Fraxinus pennsylvanica
Lineage: Eukaryota; Viridiplantae; Streptophyta; Magnoliopsida; Lamiales; Oleaceae
Source: the annotation of a GenBank genome assembly
AUGGCUUGCUAUAUAGACGAAGAGGAAGUGUGGAAAUGUCCAAAACACCCCUCUAAGCGGCGGCGUAGUAAUGGAAUUUGUCCUACCUGCCUCCGCGACCGCCUUGUUAUCCUCUGCCCCGACUGCGCUAAAGUGCGCCCCUGUGCCUGCGUUUCGGCGACUUCCUCUUCUUCAGCUUCUUCGUCUUCAUCUUUCUCCUACCUCAACGGCCGUGGUGAUGGCGGCUCCGUCGGCGGUCGGGUCUCCAACCUCAUCGACGGAGAACCAUCUUUUCGCCGGUCGAGAUCACUCGCAAUCCCCUUCCUCCGGUCGAAGAACUCAACGGGCAGUGAUAUGAUAAAGACGCCGUCGUUUUGGUCCGUUUUGAAGAGAAGUAAGACCAAGAGAAGUGAGCCCACAAAAGAGAAUGGAACGGUUAACCACAGUAUUCACAAUGAUGAGAACGUGGAAAGCAACAACAAAAUUGAUGAUUUUGCAAGGAUGAUGAUGAGAUCGAGGUCGGUUAGCGCCGGUACGAGGAUGACGUCAGCUUUCGGUCGUGAUGACGUCAGGUCGUCGGCGUCGGUGAAGGGAAAAUCAUGGUACUUUCCGAGCACGAUGAAGGUUUUCCGGAGUACUAAAACUCCCAAAGUUAUCAAUACUGCUCGUUCACCUUUGCACAGAGGUUGA